This is a messenger RNA of Orbicella faveolata, 1126 nucleotides long. Its product is annotated as protein MIS12 homolog. Gene Ontology annotation, cellular component: nucleus; chromosome, centromeric region; MIS12/MIND type complex. Gene Ontology annotation, biological process: mitotic cell cycle; mitotic sister chromatid segregation; kinetochore assembly. Lineage: Eukaryota; Metazoa; Cnidaria; Anthozoa; Scleractinia; Merulinidae. The record is from RefSeq and is a predicted model, not a curated record.
AGUUUUUCAUUGCUGACCUGCUGCAGAUCAUAGUGCAACGUACUUUCUACUGUCUUUGCGUGAAAUGUAAAACUUGAAUUCCAGCAGAAUGGAGCCAGUUGAUUCAAAACCCACAGAAUACGAAUAUGAAACUCAGUUCUUCGGAUUUACACCAGAAUCCUUCGUAGAUGGAGUGUAUAAUGCAGUUAAUGAUUAUGUCGUUGACUGCUUUCAAGAACUGGAAAAUAUUCUCAAAAGCGAGCCCUUGUUGUCAAGUGCAGUAACAGAAGAGCAACUCCAGGCGGAAAGUGAUAAAAUGGCCAACAAUUUUUACCGGAGUAUUGAUGUUGCCUUUGACAGAUUUGAGGUCUAUGUAAAGAAUAAUAUCUUCAAGAUACCAGCUAAUGUUCUAUUACCUGAAGAUAAGGUACAUUGCAACCAUCAGUACACGGUUGAGGAUGAAAAACAGAUUGAUAAAGAGCUUGAAGAACUAGAAAAGAAAAUCAAAGCAGCCAAGUAUGUCAAUUCAGCAUUGAAGCAGGAAAUUAAAGAUUUGGAUAAUGCUCAAGAACAGCUUCACAACUUUGAGAAACAUAUUGAUACAGUAGAGAAGGCUUUUGAAGGAAGUGGAGGUAUAAAACAAAGUUUGACGUUAAUGCAUGAAGAAGCAACAAAACUUCAUGAUCUUUUGGCAGAUGGACUUAACACCAGAGCUUUUCAUGUUCAGAAGCCACCUGCCAAAAGGAGUUCUACAAACACGAACAGACAGAAGAAAAUUAAACUAGGAUGAACUGAAACCUGAUUACUCUAGUGACAUGUGUCUAUUCUGAAUGUGCUGACUGGCACACGUAAUUUAUGGCAGUUACUGCCAUAUGUUGCCACUUGACAAAGUUUGUGAUCAAUACAUUUUUGACAAUUUUUGGACAUCUUUUUUGACAACUAGCAAAUCAAAUUUCAAGAACUGUGUAAAGCAGACAUGUCAAAUGAAUUGUCAAAAAGUGAACAUGUAACUCGACAACUUGACCUCUUAUGGUUCUCGCAGAAUGAAAUAUUGUUUUCUGGAGAAGAGGUUACAAUGUUAGAUAAGGUUACACAGUCUAGAAAAUUAACAUUGAGGAAAUAUACAAGAAUGCUUGACUGUAAGAUA